Molecule: messenger RNA, 2651 nt
Organism: Daphnia carinata
Lineage: Eukaryota; Metazoa; Arthropoda; Branchiopoda; Diplostraca; Daphniidae
Product: DNA helicase MCM9-like
Exons: 13
Coding region: 1-2586 (861 amino acids)
Biological process (GO): double-strand break repair via homologous recombination; DNA replication
Cellular component (GO): nucleus; MCM complex
Molecular function (GO): single-stranded DNA helicase activity; ATP binding; single-stranded DNA binding
Source: RefSeq, a predicted model, not a curated record
AUGAUUGAAUCACAAGAUGCCAUCUUUCUGCUAGCAUUCGAAAUUUUGGUGUCAUUAAUCAUGAAUCUUACAGAUUCAACUGUUGCUUCACGAUCUAAUUUAUCUGAACUUGUGAUUGAAUACGUGUUGAAUCAGCAUCGUCAGGAUUUGAUUUCAAUAUUAGAGGCCGAAGAUGUCGAGCUACAUUAUUCUGUUGUAGUACAUUUUGUGCUACUUCUAGAAACCUAUCCUAAAUUAUGUGAAGCAAUUUUAUCCAAUUCAUCAAAACAUCUUCCUUUGUUUGAUGUUGCGUUAGUUAAAGCAGCAAAGAUACUGCAUAAAUCCUUGGAAUUAGAUAAACAAAUGGAGCUGAUUCCAAAAGACAACAUUCAUUUUCGAGUCACAGGCCUACCUCACUGUCCUGAAGUGCACAGAUCAACAAUGCCUAAACUAAAGGAUGAUGGAAAAUUUCUCUGUAUUCAGGGCACAGUCAUAAGAACAACACAGCAAAGGGUUCUAGAAUAUCAAAAAGAAUUCAAAUGCAAAAAAUGUGGUCAUGAAUUUCUAGUAAAGGCUGACUAUAAUCAAUAUUACAUAAUCAAAACUCCACCACAAUGCCCUAGCCCUAUGAAAUGCAAGUCUACUGCGUACCAACCUUUGGAAAAAUCAACACCGACGUAUCGAAAAGAUUACCAGGAAAUCAAAUUACAAGAACCAGUUCACAAACUUGCGAUUGGGACCGUUCCUACGUCGCUAUGGGUUACCUUAGAAGAUGAUUUGGUUGACCGGUGCAAACCAGGAGAUGACAUAAUUGUUUGCGGUCUGGUGAGGCGCCGUUGGCAACCCUUUGUCCGGGAUCAGCGGUCAGUUUUGGAACUUGUACUCAAAGGAAACUUUAUAGAAGUUGUGAACGAAGCAAAGGUUAUGAAUAGUGCUGUAAACGAGGAGCUAAACGACGGGUUUAAACUGUUUUGGUUAAAAUACGCCGCCUGCCCUCUAGUUGGCCGAAAUAUCAUUUUGUCGUCGUUUUCCCCUCAAAUUUACGGUCUUUACAUCGUCAAACUAGCAGCUGCUAUUGUUCUUGCUGGUGGAGUUACAAGGAAAGACGAUUCGGGAACCAAAGCCAGGGGAGAAUCACAUUUACUUCUUGUUGGAGAUCCUGGAGCCGGAAAAUCUCAAAUCCUGAAAUAUAUCUGCAAGCUAAGUCCCCGAUCAGUACUCACAACAGGAAUUGGAACAACGAGUGCCGGUCUCACGGUGUCUGCGGCUAAGGAUUCUGGAUUAUGGCAUUUAGAAGCGGGAGCACUUGUUUUAGCAGACGGAGGUGUGUGCUGCAUUGAUGAGUUCAGUUCCAUACAAGAAAGAGAUCGUGCAUCGAUACACGAAGCUAUGGAACAACAAACCAUCAGCGUUGCCAAAGCUGGAAUGGUAUGCAAGCUUAACACGCGUUGCUCUAUUAUAGCUGCGACAAAUGCAAAAGGGGGUCAUUAUGACACCAGCCUUAAUUUGAGCGUAAAUGCCGGGCUGGCAAGUCCUCUGCUUUCUCGUUUUGACCUCAUUCUUGUACUGAUAGACAGUAAAGACAAUAAUUGGGAUCAAAUUGUUGCUCACCAUAUACUGAACGGGAACGAUACUUCAAGUGGCGAUACGGCUCUUUGGUCUUUUGAAAUGAUGAAGUCAUACUUUGGCAUUAUUAAAAAUCUCAGGCCAAUGCUUACUCCAGAUGCUAACCGAGUCUUAUCGAAAUACUAUUAUGCUCAACGACAGGCGGAUGAUCGAAAUGCAGCUCGCACGACAGUAAGGAUGUUGGAGAGCAUGAUCAGGUUAGCCCAGGGCCAUGCAAGACUAAUGUUCCGCGAAGAAGUUAACGUAAUGGAUGCCGUCGUUGUUGUUACUUUAAUGGAAAGCUCAAUGCAAUCUGCUGCAUUGAUAUCAGCAGACAACUGCCUCCACUCGUCAUUUCCAGUAGAUGCUAUGCUCGAAUACCAACAUCAAGUUGAACUAGUGCUGAAACGGUUGGGAUUAGAAGAUUUGCUAACUUCUGAAAUGGAAAGUUUGAAUGAAUUUGCUGCUUUGCCAACCGACAACUAUGCAAGUCAUCCGUUUCCGAAUGGUAAAAAAUCGGCUAGCAAUGACCUCCAUAUAGCACAAACCCAAGCAAUUUUAGCGAACAUUCAGAGGCAAAAUCACAAUAAAACCAGCCUCUCUGAAGGUGAACGAAACGAAAGUGGUAUUAAAAGGAAACCACUCAAUGAUAAACAAUCGCGAUCUAAAAGAAUUAAAUUUUCGGCGGAGGAUAUUCCUCCGUCGUCUACUUCAGAAGGCGGGUGCGUUGAUAGUCAUAAGACAAGUAAUACCCAAGAAGAUAUUAGCCAUCAUUCGAAGACCAGGAAAAACAGGAUUGAAAUAGACAAACAUGAUUCUUCUGAAAUGUCGAAUUACAAUGCAGAUCAGAGAAACCAGUCAUGGGAUGAAAUUUCCUCAGUUAUAGGAUCCCCAGUGAUAUCUUCUACUAUCAUAGAAAAUUCUUCCUCCAAGUCUAAGUUAUCCAUUUUCAAGUAUCAAAGAGACGAAAGUGAAGAAGACGAUACUAUUUUUGAUCUUUGAUUUCUUGUACGCUACUCGUUGUCUUAUUUAGUACUGAAAUAAAAAUAAAAAUUCCGUAAACAAAA